Aspergillus alliaceus is the source of this 821-nucleotide messenger RNA. Its product is annotated as N-glycosylation protein-domain-containing protein. NCBI's taxonomy places the organism in Eukaryota, Fungi, Ascomycota, Eurotiomycetes, Eurotiales, Aspergillaceae. The transcript has 4 exons. Gene Ontology annotation, cellular component: endoplasmic reticulum membrane. Gene Ontology annotation, biological process: protein N-linked glycosylation; cellular response to oxidative stress. The record is from RefSeq and is a predicted model, not a curated record. The coding region runs from base 172 to 732 and encodes 186 amino acids.
ACAACCGUCCCUUCGGCACUGCAUCCGCGAGUGGCGGUCAUCUUGGGGGUAGACCGAAAAUGGUAUCUACCUCUACUCAUCUGUCGUGCUCUGAGCACAGUACCGGCAGCGUGGUGGGGGCUUCGGUGCGCCUUCACCUUCCUGGCUGAGUUGCUCUACAUCCAACCGGGAAUGGGGCACGAAGGGUGGACGGCGGCGAUUGUCGAUAGUAUUAAUCAAGAGUGGGAUGUUGAAAGAAGAUUCCGGGUGACUGAAGUGGCUUUGGCGAUUAUGUGGUGCUGUGCAUCUGCUUACCUUUCGUAUUUUUUUGCUGAUUGUAUGAUGUCUCGAUGGCUUUUGAAUUAUACCCCGCCGGCUGUUGUUAUUCGUCUCCUCACCACCAACGGGUUGAUUGCUUAUAUAUCUUCGUGGGUCCUCUACCUUUCAGGUGCUUCUUCGGAUCCUCGCCUUCUCCUUCCAGCCUGGGUAUCCAUCACAACCACCCUCACAUUCCUUUACCAUGCCACGCAAAACCGCGCCAUGAUCAAGCGCGAAACAGCAGCAGCCCUUUUAGUAGUCUCCGUUGCGAGUUUCGUGAGCAUGUCCUCGCUUCUGCUGCAGUUACAUCUGACUCGGGAGAAUGAACCGGAGGUUCCGAUCUUUGUUAUCACACGGAAGUUAUGGGACUGGGCUGUUGCAAUUUUCCUUCGCAUGCGGGUGGCAGAUGAUCGAAUUGGGGCGCGCGAGUUGUGAACGAUGUCUUGAAGCAUAUGCCUUAGUUCAAACCGAGCACAUGAAAUGAGAGACCAAAAACCCCUUGCCUAUUCAUCUACCUUCCUACU